AUGCAAAUGCCCACGGCAUCCGAAGCUGACGCCCCUGCAGUCCUGAGAGUGGUUCCCUUAUUUGGCGGUGAGGCCGCAACUGCCAUGCUGUCCUUUGGGCAGAGCUAUGCCAGAUAUGCGGUUGGGACCAGUGCUGGCAGUGUUUGCUUGGAGGACACGUCGCACUGCUUCUACCCUGGCAGUCAGAUCAACGCGUUGCAGGUCUCUGCCGAUGGCUUGGAGAUCUACAGCGGUAGCAGCAAUGGAAGGAUCUGUCGAAUGUUUGUGGCGGACAUGACUGUUGGCGGCAGCUGCUACUCUCAGCCAGGUAACAUCCCAACGAACAACGUGUUGAGCUUGGUGCUGCAGGGCCGUGAUAGGAUCGCCAGCAGCUCAACAAAUGGGAUUUUGGCUGUGUGGAAUCUGAACCUCACGGUGUUCACCAACCAGGAGCCUUUGUUGGUCUUCCACACGAGCAACAAUCACAUGCGGAUGGUGAUCUCAAGGGACCAGACUUACUACUACACCUCAGGAACAGCUGGUGAAAUUCAGGCAUACAGUGUGGAUUCCAGGCCCACAGCCGUCCGGCGGAUGAAGCAGUCGCGGAUUUGCCAAGCUGGGAAGUGCACCACCGAUUCGGUGCAAUACCACAGCCACGACGAAGUGGCGAUGCCCCCGUGUCUGCAGACCUUGCCGCUGCGCUCGCUGUCCCUGCAGGGCGCCAGGAUCGAUGGCAUGGGUCCUCGGCCGCCGUACAGCCUGCGGAGAGUGAACCUGUCAGGCAGUUCAUUGGCCGAUUGGAGGUCGAUGCGCUCGGGCUGGUGGUCCAUUCCCUCAGUGAUCGAUGUGACCCACACGGGCGGCUACGUCACCAUUCCCAUCCUCCACGGGGAGGCGAUGCGGUUGGUGACAGAUUCAAACUGUAAGAAGACGGCCGCUGUGAAGGAACAUGAUCUGUCUUUCUGCAUCCUGCGGUCAUAUCAAACUGAGGGGCAGCUCUGUGCCGAGAACUUCAACUCACAUGACAUGACAAGAGAGGCGCUGGCAGCGAACGUGGAGGGCACCCCCUUGCCGAUCCUCACACGCAUCCUGGUGGACCCCGAAUAUUUCCAGGCUUGGCUUUGCGAUUGCCCCAGUGGCAGGCAUGGGCACAAUGGAUCCCAUUGCGUCGAAUGCCCCGUGAACUUUUUCUGUCCUUCCGCGGGACGCGGCAAUGUGGCGCUGAAUUUUGAUCCGCUUCCGUGUCCGCCCAACUCAGGCACUACAAAGACAGGUUCAAAAAACAUCUCCGACUGCGUAUGCUUGCCUGGAUUCUAUGACUCCGGGAUAGGAGGUCCUAAAGCCUGCCAGCAAUGUCCUGCUGGAACUGCGGCCAACAACUAUGGGCAGACGGAGUGCCAGGAAUGUAAUUUUGGCUACAGGACUUACUCCAGCAGCGAUCAGCGUUCCUCCCUGUGCUAUCCCGACCUGUACGGCCUGGCCUUUGUAGGAGUGUUGCAGCUGGCAAUGAUCCAACUGGUUUGGAUUUGCUGGCGUCAUUUUGGAGGAUUGCUAAUCAAUGAUGUCUCGCAGCAGAACGGACGGUGGAUUGUCUCGGCGUGUGGAAGGCGGAUCUUGUGGAUCUUUCCCUGGCUGCCGAACAUUUACCACGUGCGAUUCUCGCGCACGGGAAAUCCAGGUCUCGACCAUCCGCAGGAACCCAUCCGGGCUAUCGCCAUUCCGGGUAUCGGGCAGCGCUUUGCCAUUCUGGAACCGGGGGAAAAUCCGCAAUCCAAUCGUGAGUUCAAUCGUGGAGGGUAUUUGCGAAGAAGCACUACGAAUCUUCUUGAAGAAGGCGAAGUCUGUAGCUUUAGUUCCUUAGACACUUCCAAGGGCCGUCUCUACAUUCAGUGCCCGGCUGUGUUGAUCUCUGGGCGCUUGAUACCUUCGGGCGUGGCAUUUCUGCUGCUGAGUUUCCUGGCAUGGCCUUUACUGAUGCAGGCCCGUGAGAGGCGAACGUGGCUACUGGCAGGGUUGGGCUUCACCUCAGUCAUUGCCACCAUCGUGAUCGCUAUUGCCUCCCUAUCUGCGCCCCGUCCUGCGAUCCAGGCAAACUUGUCCAACUUCCGGAGCCUGCUGCCGAAGCCGCAGAAGGUGCCGCGGGGCGCCGCGCGAGCACUGGAGGUGGAGAGUAUUUCAAAUUUGCUGGUUCAGUUUCAGUUCUUCAUCGGGAACCGGAACAUGUACUAUGUAAGCACCAACAUCCUUUUGCCCAUCACCGAGCCCUUGGCUUUAUCCUUUGCUGAAAUGGUUGGACCAAAGCAGACCAAAUAUUUUGUGAGCCACUACUGGGGCACCCCCUUCGAGCAUGCCAUGCAUAGUGUGGUGAAACAUGCGCAGCUGGCGGAAGGCCGAAGGUGGAAACAUGCUCCCUACUGGAUUUGUUCCUUCAGCAACAACCAGUGGGACAUCGAAGAAGAGCUUGGGAGCGGGGAUCUGGCGCAGUCUUCCUUCUACUUGGCGCUGACUGAUCCCCGGACCUGCGCCACGGUGAUGUUGUUGGACGAAGAAGCCAAAGCCCUGUCGAGGGCUUGGUGUCUCUUCGAGGUAUUGCAAACAUGUUUGCUGUCGCAAAGAAUACCCACCUUUCAGGGGCUCUUGCUUUGUACACCCUCCGGAGUGCUGAACAAGGACGAUGGCCAGUCCGGUGGCUCUGUGAGCAUCGAUACGGCCAUUGCAGUGGCGCAAACCUUGAAGAAUCUUCGAUUGGAGGAGGCGGCCGCCACCAAUCCGGCGGACAAGGAGAUGAUUGAUGCCCUGGUGGAGCGAUAUCCUGGGAAACACGAGGCCAUGAACCGCUUCGUGCGCGCGCAGAUCCGUAAUGCCUUACGUCUGAUCAAGGAGAAACACAAUGAAACUUUCGUAAAGCUGCUGAUGGAACUUGAGCGAAGUGAGACUGGCCCUCUAGGUCAAACAGCCUUUGCCGGAGGCAUUCCAAGCAUGCAGUGGAAGCCAGGGACAACACCUGACAUUGAUGCGGCCAGUGCAUCAGCACCUUCGGUGAGAAGAAGCCCAUGGGGCUGGGGAUCCAUGGGAGCUUCGGCGAGUGUGGCCGAAGAGUCCAGUGGGGACUCGGACUCGGAGGAGACGAUGGGAUGCGACGGAUGCGACCAACGGAUGUGACCCAGGAGAGCGAUUCAGAUGGGGAGACGAUGGCAACCGCCCUGACGGCCUCGCGCUCUUUCUGAUGGGAAUCCAAUGGGAAUCCAUACUGGGUCCCCUGGGUGCCAAAGUAAAGAUUGACAAUGCAAAGGGUGUCUUGGG
Messenger RNA from Cladocopium goreaui, 3282 nucleotides. The record is from the annotation of a GenBank genome assembly. Lineage: Eukaryota; Dinophyceae; Suessiales; Symbiodiniaceae.